GUUGGGUUGGGUUAGGGCUACACAAACUUGCCCCCUACCUGAGUCAUAGCUGUCAGUGCUGUGAGACAGACAUUCAUCCAUCCAUUGUCCAUGUCCCUGGUGGUCAGGAUGAAAAGUCUCUUAAAUUAGAGAUGAGAAACUUAGGUAAGUGUUUUGGAUUGCAGUGAACAAAAGCAACAGACCAUAUCUUAGCAUGAGUGUCAAGUCUCAGGAACCUUAAAAGCAAUGCAGUAGACAUCAUAAUCAGACCCUCACUACAAAUAACAAGCCACGAGCACUGCCUUCUCCACACCAAGCUAAUCCAUAAGCAUCAGGUUUUAACAGCAUCGAAAAAUGGCCUCUCCUCUAAACAACUUCGACUUCCCACACUAUCCUCCCCCACCGCCACCUCCAUCACCAUCGGACAAUGGCUCCACUACUGUUAUAGUAAUUGUUUUUGUCUCAUUUGGCGGUCUCCUCUUCCUGGCAUUCCUCGCUGUUGCUCUCUGUUGCUUCAUUAAGAAGAGGAAGAAGAUGGUACAAGAAACUGACAUUGUACAUGUUGAUGAACGCUUGAAGGUGAAGGAGGCCAUCGUGCCAGGUCCCCAUGGACCGCAAGCCGUGGUGCUGUCAGUCGAGGAAGAUGUUCAUGUUGGGGAGGAGAUCUUGAAAAAAGAGAAAUCCCUGGAAGGUAUGCAAGCUAAAUCUGUAGAAAUGGCUAGUCAGGAAGGAGGAUCUAAUAUUCACAGUAGGGGCCAUGAUGAUCAUCUGGAUCAUAAAUAAACCCUGAUUAUGGGCAUGGAAAGGAACUGCUGUUUCUGUUCGUUUCAACCUGGACAUUUUCUGAUUCUCAGUAACAUUGUCAAAUAAACACAAUCCGCUGUCUUGUAAUUUCCAUGUAUAUAUAUAUGUUCCCCCUGUUGUGUAAAAAUACAUUUUAAAAAUCAUGCAUGACAAGUAGUUGGAAUUGUAAGAUUGUUCUUUUUUA
This is a messenger RNA of Diospyros lotus (date-plum), 967 nucleotides long. RefSeq names its product protein TRACHEARY ELEMENT DIFFERENTIATION-RELATED 7-like. Bases 334 to 762 code for a protein of 142 amino acids. The transcript has a single exon. Gene Ontology annotation, biological process: plant-type secondary cell wall biogenesis. The record is from RefSeq and is a predicted model, not a curated record. Lineage: Eukaryota; Viridiplantae; Streptophyta; Magnoliopsida; Ericales; Ebenaceae.